Molecule: messenger RNA, 6167 nt
Organism: Heteronotia binoei (common prickly gecko)
Lineage: Eukaryota; Metazoa; Chordata; Lepidosauria; Squamata; Gekkonidae
Gene: ERLIN2
Product: ER lipid raft associated 2
Exons: 12
Coding region: 100-1107 (335 amino acids)
Biological process (GO): SREBP signaling pathway
Cellular component (GO): endoplasmic reticulum membrane; endoplasmic reticulum
Molecular function (GO): ubiquitin protein ligase binding; cholesterol binding
Source: RefSeq, a predicted model, not a curated record
CGAAUUGCAUGAAGGCGGCGAGUAGUGAGGGCGUCACUAGAGCGACACCCGGAAGCGGCGGUGAAGCAGGAGCGGGCGGUUGUGGAACCAUUCUCAGGGAUGAGUCAGCUGGGUGCCAUAGCAGCUCUAGCUGCCAGCCUGGUGGCAGCUGCUCUUUUUUCUGCAAUACACAAGAUCGAAGAAGGGCACAUUGGCGUUUACUACCGGGGAGGAGCUCUCUUGACUUCCACCAGUGGGCCUGGGUUCCACCUCAUGCUUCCCUUCAUCACCUCUUAUAAAUCAGUGCAGACAACUUUGCAAACAGAUGAAGUAAAGAAUGUUCCGUGUGGUACUAGCGGGGGAGUAAUGAUCUAUUUUGACAGAAUCGAGGUGGUGAAUUUCCUGAUCCAAAGUGCUGUAUAUGAUAUAGUGAAGAACUUCACUGCAGACUAUGACAAAGCUCUCAUCUUCAAUAAGAUUCACCAUGAACUCAAUCAGUUCUGCAGCGUUCACACUCUCCAGGAAGUCUAUAUUGAGUUGUUCGAUCAGAUAGAUGAAAAUUUGAAGCUGGCUCUCCAGCAAGAUCUGACCAGCAUGGCACCUGGCCUCAUCAUACAGGCAGUGCGAGUCACAAAGCCAAAUAUCCCUGAAUCAAUUCGGAAAAAUUAUGAACUAAUGGAGAGCGAGAAGACGAAACUGUUGAUCUCAGCUCAGAAGCAGAAGGUGGUGGAGAAGGAGGCAGAGACGGAGCGCAAGAAGGCUGUCAUUGAGGCUGAAAAAAUAGCACAGGUGGCUGAGAUCACAUAUGGGCAGAAGGUGAUGGAAAAGGAGACUGAGAAGCGCAUCUCCGAGAUUGAAGAUGCUGCUUUUCUCGCCAGAGAGAAGGCUAAAGCAGAUGCUGAAUGUUACACUGCCUUGAAGGUAGCAGAGGCCAACAAGUUGAAACUUACCCCAGAGUACUUGCAGCUGAUGAAAUACAAGGCUGUUGCCUCCAACAGCAAGAUCUAUUUUGGCAAAGACAUUCCCAACAUGUUCAUGGACCACACCGGGACCCCCAGCAAAUCUUCCGAAAUGAAGGCUGAAGAGCUGAGGGACGAAAAACAGCUCGGAGUGGAAGACCAUUUGUGAGUUCAUUGCCAGCCAAAAGGAGCCACUCGACUUCAGUUCAACGUUGUCACAGACUCCUUGCCACUCUCCUCGAUGUGAUUUCUCGGUCUUUGGGAAUGCUGAAGAGAACGUGGGCAAAACCUUUGUGCUCCGAAGGCUGGCUGCAAGUACACAAAGGCGUUUGGUUUCCUCCAGGAUUUCCGGAAUUCUUCUUUCUCAGCAGUCAGAUUCACUGUUGCAUUUCUCCUUGUGCAGAGUGAGAAGAUGACCACAGAUGCCACUCAAGGGUCUGCAGAGUUCCUCCUCUUUGGUUGCCUCUGCAGCCUGCUUCAAUCAAAUGAGCACCUUCAGUUUCAUUCCGGGGGGUGGGGGUGGGUGGAGAUGGUUAGGAAUUGGAGCCAGAGAAACUUUCCCUGGUCAAAAGCUGUGGUGUCCCUUUGCCCACCACAGAUAUAGUCCAAUAGGCAAGUAAUCAUGUUUCCAGUAAGUUCAGGCAUUUUCUGUCUCUGCUUGACUGGGCUUAGAGGGCCUUGCAGCUCAUUUUGUAUAAAGCACCAGACUGUAGGUUUAACUGCCAUGUGCUGUUCUUGAAUGAUUGAACACUUGGGUCUCACCUGUAGCAUACGUUGCUAACAUAUAUGCCCAUCUCCAGAAAGGUGCUACGUUCCAGAUUUAAAACACAGCUACACUACAAAGCCCAGACUUGGCUCAGAGAUUCAUAGCAUUAAAUAGCCGUGCACUAAGAGCUCGUCCAAAUGGUGCUUAUUUCUCAGAUGCAUAGUGUGUCUGAAGACCACAGACCUUCUGUCUGCUUCCACUUUCCUUCUCUUCCUAGCACACACAACUGAUGCGGGACAGUUGGAAAAACUAGUGUUGAGGCGGGGCACAGACCCUUGUCUUCACAGUAAUGAUUUUUGUCUCCAAGGGGGAAAAGUUGCCAUUUUCUCCCCCUCCCCCCCAAGGAUAUACCUUCUACAUUUGAGCACAGAAGUCUGUACACCUAGGCAGCUGGAUGGAUGUGCCCUUUGUGGGCUACCAAGCAUUGCAUGAAACUUGAAGCAGGUGAGCUCACGGAUGUCCUGAGUUGCAGCUCUUUCAAAACCAGACCUGCCUGGAAUGCAUUCCACUAUUCAUAGUGGCUUGCCUGGUGCUUGACAGCCCAAAGUUCUAUGUCAAAAAACAAGCAGAUAGCAAAAACAGGACAGUAGUUGGCCACCAUGCAUAGCUGUUUGUUCAUAUGCUGUUCAUGAAAGCUGGGGAUAAUACACUAGCAAUCAGGUUGUGUUUCUUCUGUCACAUGAAGAUCAACAUGGACUAGCAUGCUGCAGUGUCUGUCUAGAGGAAGGUGUUCCUUAGAAUUUAAGGGCUUAGAUUCUGUGCAUUUUUAGAAAGUUUUCAGUGAUGUGAUGAUACUUCUGACAUAAUUUUGGCUCAUAUAGUGUGGCUUUUUGAAGUGGUCCCAUGAGCAGUGUGUGCGAAAAGAAACUUUUUGGACUUUUCGUUUUUCUGGGUGCAGUUUUGUGAGCAGGAUUCAGAUCACGAUGUGACUUCCAAAUCUGUUUCAUCAGUUGCAAAACCAUCUCUCAAGCAAUGCCCCUGUCAGACUGUUAAGUUCCAAGCUAGUUACUGCCAUUGCUGAAGAGUCUGGUUUGAGAUAAGCUGUUCUUAAAUAGUGGACUUGGAAAUUUAGAAAGCUUCUCUGUUUUUCCAGCUACCCAAUGUCAGUCUGUGGUUUAAGCAAAUUCUGUGUAAGUUGAUACAGUAUUCCCAUGUUAUAAAUGCAUGUAUUUGGUAGACCUCAUCUCCAGUCCUCAGAACAGCUGGGCACAGGUACGUUCAAGUGAUAAUCCCUUGAAGGAAAUUAUUGCAUAGCCUUGAUCCUCCUUACUAAAGUUAUCCAAUUGGCUUAGCAAAACUGUUCAUUCUUGCAAUGUGUGCAUCUUUUCCACAAGUAGCUGACAGAUUUUUUUUGGGGGGGGGGGUGUCAGUUAUUCUUAUCUGUUUGCAUCAUGCUUUCAAGUCUUGCAACUUGUGGCGCUAAUGGCAGUAGACCAUAAUCUCUUACUGCUUAAACAGUGCAGAAGUGCCAGGAAGCCAUAAACUGUGAUCCUCAAAAUGGCUUAGUACUUCAAGCUUUUGCCGCUUCAAACUGUGACCUAAUUGGUCUACUACUAAGAAGGAGCAGUGAUAGACAGACAUCACCUGACUUGAGUCUGUACUUUCUCUUUUUGACAAGCAGACAGAUGGGACUUCAGAAUCAUCUUGGCUUCUUACAUCAUAGCUGGAUUAAACCUUGUAUCACAGCGGAUUUAAAUUCAUGCAGAAGACAGUUUUUCCCUCUUUAGCCUAUUAUCUUUGCUUGAGUCAAGGGGUUACAUUGGGUUCUAGAACCUAUGGCUUGAAGGUGCAAAAGUUUUUGCAGUGUGGUUGCCACAUUUGCUGAAUAAAGGAAUGCUUCUCCCAGGUGGCCCGCCUUCAGCCUGUGAAAAAAGGUGGUUCAGUCAGUCUGAUUGGUUACAGUACCGUACACUCACACUACAUUCCUUUGGGGAGUGACGGCACCAGUUCUGCUACUAAGUAAGGCAGAAAAUGGCCACAGGCACCUUUGUAACAUGGAACCAAUAGCGGUGUGACCUGCAGAUGAUCAAAAAAUGUCCCAGAAGCUUUUCCAGAUGUGGAAAUGAAUUUAUUAUAAUGCUGAAUCUCUUCAGCCUUUUUUGUUGUUGUUAUUGUUCAGAAAAUUUGAAAAAAACAUGCCAAAUUCCUUCAAAUUGAAAUCAGUCUUUGGAUUGAUGAUGCUCCCUAUGUUGUAUAUCGCCCUUUUAAGGAAUGAAUUUAGACUUCUUUAAGUAUGCCAUGAUCAGAUCCUACGUGUAUGAAGUCCAGUAAUCUCUUUGUUUUGCAGCCAGGGUAAAAAGUUCUUUGUAGUAUUAUAACUUGAUAACAAACCAGUGUCUGGAUGAAUCUGUUUUAAUCUUCAGUGGAGGGCACACAACUGAAUGCUCAUUUAAGAAAAAAAAAAUCCUUGUUCUUAGAAAACUAGCAUGUCAGGGAAAAUACUGGCCUAAAAUCCUUGGACAUGCUAAUUUUCUUCAAUGCAGGGGAUUUUAUAUAUGGGGAAACAUUCAGUCAAGUGAAGUCCCCGCCUGUACCCUGAAGGGAUGUAGCCUAGACACAGGUUUGCCAUAACAAUCCAGUUGUACGUGAAGUUGUUGAAGUUCGCACACAACAGAGCAGGUGGGAAGGAGAAUCUUAACUGGCACAGCACAGCAAUUUCUUUAUGCAAAUAGCAGCGGGGUCUUUGCCAUAGUGAUAUAUGAACCUUGUUAAGUAAUAACAGUGCUGUGGCCAAUUAGCCUCACAUCCUCUGGGGUCUGUAUAUUAAGAGCUGCUAUUAGGUAUUGCACAGUGCAUGGUGGUGGUUCCGCCUCUUUCUCCAGAGAAAUUUUAUUGAAAUUCCUGCAGGGUCAGUGACUUCUUGAGUGUUAGAAUAUUUUUAAAAAUUCUGAUCACAUAAGUUGGCACAGGAGUACAUUUAAUAACGCCAUAAUAGGAUUUGAGCCUUUCAGCCUUUACAGAAAUAAGAAGGCACUCUCUAUAACAUAAGAAAAUAAGUGCCACUUUUGACUGAAUGGGAAUUAGAUCCCCUUGCUGCUUUCUUUUGUACAUGCCUCUGGUGUUCACACUAGGGCAUGUAUAUCUUCAGUGAACAUUUCCUAGUCUGCUCUGAUACAAAGUGAGCAUGGACUAAUUUCCUGUGAAGCAAUUCCAAGCGCACAGGGAUGGGUCUGAAAAUGCAACAGUAACUUUACCUUUAGACAUUGUCUCUGUAAAAUCAGAGGAUGUACUCCUGUGCUGGAGUGUAUAUGUUGGGAAAGGGGGAGGGGUUGAUAUUCCCAAAAGACUUCCAUCUGUUUUGUUUUGCUUCCCUCCCCUGUCUUCAUCUGCUAGGGAAGACCCUUUUAAUAAUGUGAACAAGUGUUAGCCAUGCAUUCGAUCAUCUGGGAACAAGUCAUCAAAGUGCUAAGUAAGCCUUCAGGAUUGCAUCAGGAAAUAUUUGGAUUCCUCUUGUGGCUUUUCUCUUUCCUUGCUACAUAGUUAUUUUUUCCUCAGAUAUCACACAUCUACCAAAACACAUCAGUAGCUGUGUGACUGCACUGCGUGGCGUGGUAUGAAACGUUCCUUGCAUAGAAUUAAAAAACAGAGUAACUUAGAUUCUAAAAUUGGCCUGUAGCUUCUGUUUGUGUCUUCCUUUCGAACAUUUCAUUCUGAAAUCCACACUGUGUAUAAAUGUCCAAUACUGCAAUAGAAGAAGCAAGCCACUUUUCACACGAAUGCUGUUGGCAAAUAAGAUUGUGCAUGUACAGAAAUGUAAAAAUGGGGUGGGGAAAAAUUCAGACUUGAAGAUUCGGGGAAGGAGGGAUGACAUUUGAUUUUUUUUAACUCCAGGUAAAAUGUUGGUAACGAACAUUAUGGUGGAUAUUUCUUACUCAGAGCUUUUUUUACUAGCAAAAAUUUAAUCCCAGCAAGCCAAAGUGUAUUAUAAUAAUUUUAUGACUUUGAUGUAAAAACCAUGCUUAGAAUGUGUAGUGUUUUUUUUAAUUAUAGCUUUAUUAAACAGAACUUAAACCACUAUUCAGUGAGAGGCAGUCAAUAGAAAUGUGAAAAAAAUACAAAAGGGAGGGAGUGUUCUCCAGACAACUAAAUUCUGUUCAACAUCUUAGGUACAGAGAAUACAGAUUUUUUUUAUGCAGCUGAGCAUUUUAGCAUGAUUACUGCUUCAUUAAGAGGAUUCUUUCUAUUGAGGGCCAAUAGUGGGGGCUCUGAAUAGUUCGUUACAGUUCCUUUGUAUAUUUCCAUUAGUUUUCUUUGAACAAAACACUGAAUUUCCACCUCUUUCUGGAUGCUUUUAAGAAAAAAAUUGAAUGAAUGUCAACGAGAAUCUGUCCUGCAAAUGCACUACUAUGUACUGAUCUCUUGGGUUGUUUUUUUUUUUUGUUAAGCUGUCGAUAUCUGAUUAAACCACCCUAUCAGUUUUGAUUAUUUAUUAUAAUGACUGAAUAAAAUGUUCUCCACUUUUC